Molecule: messenger RNA, 906 nt
Organism: Cuscuta campestris
Lineage: Eukaryota; Viridiplantae; Streptophyta; Magnoliopsida; Solanales; Convolvulaceae
Source: the annotation of a GenBank genome assembly
AUACAUCAAUGGCAGUUCUGGAUCUUCACCACCCAUGGCUCUUUGGGUUUGGAAUCUUAGGUAACAUUAUAUCGUUGUUAGUAUUCCUCGCACCACUGUCAACAUUCAUUCGAAUUUGGAAAGCGAAAUCAACAAUGGGGUUUCAUUCGGUACCUUAUAUUAUGGCACUCUUUUCUUCCAUGCUUUGGAUAUACUAUGCUUUCAUCAAGAAGAAUGCACUUCUCCUCAUCUCCAUCAACUCCCUUGGAAUCCUCAUUCAGUCAUUUUACAUCCUCAUUUUCAUCUUCUUCGCGUCCCAUAAAGCCCGGUGUCACACGUUGAAGGAGUUGUUUCUCUGCAUUGGAGGGUUCACUUUAACUUUCGUGGUCACAUGGUUUCUUUUCCCUGGUGAAGUUCGCAUUAGCAUUGUUGGCUGGAUUUGUGUUGCAUUUUCCAUUGCUGUUUUUGCUUCACCGCUUAGUGUUGCGCUUCAAGUAUUCCAAACGAAGAGUGUUGAGUUCUUGCCAUUCUACUUGUCUUUCUUCCUCACAAUGAGCGCAAUUAUGUGGUUCGGUUAUGGUGCAGCAAUGAAGGACUUGCGCAUUGCGUUGCCAAACAUAUUGGGGUUCUUUUUGGGGCUACUUCAAAUUUUAUUGUACGUGGUAUACCGAAAAAGAGAUCCAAUUAAAGAGGACGGAGCCAAGAAAACAGGGGAGCAAAUGGUGGACAUGGAAAUGCAACCGAACACGACGUCAUCAUCUAAUAAUAAUAAUAACAACCAAAUUUCGGUGCACCCUAUAGAUUCAGAGCCAAAUUUGAAGGAAAGUACCGUUAAUUAAUUAGUUAUAUAAGGGAAUCAUAUUCAAACGGAGCAUGUGUGUACAUAGAGGUUAUUAAUUAUUAUGCAAAUAAAUGAGAUGAAUGAAU